UUUGACUUAAUGACAAUUUGUUUUUGUGAUAAGCUUAAAGUCUGAAAAGUUAUGUUUUCUAAAUUUGAAAUGUGUAAAAGUUAAAAAUCAUUCAGAUGAUGUAUAUGUAGCACUUGUUUUCAGUUUACCCAUCCAAUAAGUGGCAACAAUAUAACCUUAUUUGAGCGAUUUACUUCCAUUACAUAGUGAUAAUGGCAGAUAUCCUUGUCCUAGACUGGUUAGACGAAUUUGAGUCCUUAACUGAGAGUGAAAUACACAUGUAUUCCAUUGAACAAGAACAUAAUCAUGAGGUUAUGAUGGCCCUGUAUAGUGUUCUAUCGGAGCCCCAAAAGUUCAAAUCUGAUAAUUUGAUUGAUGGAAUAUGUCAACAAUUAUUGAACUUUUAUCGCUCAGGGGAAAUUAAUUUGAGAAGGUUUACUAUCCAAUUCAUUCCUAUACUUGUGUUUUUGCAUCUUUCAGACAAGUCAUAUUCUGCUGUUCAAACUUUGUUGGUUAGUUUAUACAAUCUUGAGGUGAUUGAUUCCAAGGGUCAGCCUCGAACUCUCUCAUUCAGGAUACCCAGUAUCGCACAGUCUUCCAUUUUCCAUGAUUCCAGCAAUUUGGAACCUGCUUUUAUUGCAGAAAGUUCUCUGAGGAGAUGGGAGGAGUGCAACACCAAACUAGUGAGUUGGGGGCCACUGCCUCAGGUUGAGUGUCUAAAUGCCCAGAAUAGACAGAGAGUGGCAACUGCCCUAAUAUUUCUAUACAACCAACAAUUAGCUAAUGUGAUGGAGCAAGGUGUUGAACAGACUUGUAGAGGAAUAUCUAGGUUAGUGAUGCAAGGAUUCAAUAGCACCUUAGGAAGCAACAGAAGUUCAGUUGCAAGUGAUUCCAGUAUUCAACAGACUGUUCGGCCAAGAGUUCCUGUUUCUAGUCCUCUAUUGAUAGAGCUCCUUCACAUUAUAUAUCAUGCUGCAGUACGGUGUGGUGGUGUUGCAGUACAAGCACUCCAUGAUAUUAUGUACAGAGCUCGUUAUGAAACAUUUGCAGAAGUUUUGCUAGCUGCCAACUCUGUUAAAAAUCUCCUUCAGAACUCUCCAACUGUAUCAGCGGCUCCAAGACCUUCUCACAGCCACAGCAUAUCCAAAUCGAUGAUAACUAAUGCCUCCUUCAGAACGAAAAAGCUGCCUGAUGACAUACCCAUCCAAGAUUUGAAUCAGCCCCUCCAGUCUGAAGCUACUUUAGACUCGAUUACUGAAGAGCAAGAAGAUGUUGAAAAAGCCAAAACUAAAGGUUCCUCGGGUGCUCUAAAACACUUGCCAAAAAUUCCCGGGAUAGGCAAAAAACACAAGGUAAAAAACAGUUCUCAACUAGGAGAAUCACAGCAGAUUGAACUAACGGGGAGUGGCGAUACACUGAAUGAAUCUCUUGUCAACGAUGUGAAUCAUUCUGUACAUGUAAGCGCGGUGUAAGAUUAAAACGAGAGUUAAAUUAGCAGACGAUACUUUUAGGUUAGUAAGAAAAUCAAAUAUACCAUGUAUCAUGUUUACUUUAGAAGAAGAUAUAUCCGUUAGCCUUUUGAAGUUUUUAAUGAUGGAUUUUACAGAAUUUUCAAAAUUCUGUACAAACAGCAAUGAUCUAGACUAUCAAAAGUAGUUUUCUUUAUUGAUUAUUGAAUUGCAUAUAUGUUUUCAAAGAUGUCUGAUUCUCUUUCAAAAACUAUUUUAUUAUGGUGAAUUGUUGAUGAUUAAUUCACCAUCUGCACCUGGUACUCUGUUCCGUCAUUUACAAGUUAUGUGACUACAAUUGUAUCAAUGAACGAUUUUCAUGUAAAAUUUGAUUUGGCAUUCAUCACUCCACAAAAAAAUGAUCAUAUUCUAUUUGAAAACAGUGAACAUAUGUUCCUCUAAUUUCCAAAUACUAACCUGGAGGUAUCGCUUUUAGGAUACUUGAAAAUAUAACUUAUUUUUUCUAUAAAAGUAUACAAUAUAAUCAUUUCAGAUUUUGAAUGUAGUAGUACUCAAACUUGUACUUUUUUGAAAAAUAUUAAAUCCUAAACAAUGCCCAA
Leptinotarsa decemlineata (Colorado potato beetle) is the source of this 2047-nucleotide messenger RNA. It is a transcript of the gene Hyccin, whose product is annotated as PI4KA lipid kinase complex subunit hyccin. Gene Ontology annotation, cellular component: plasma membrane. NCBI's taxonomy places the organism in Eukaryota, Metazoa, Arthropoda, Insecta, Coleoptera, Chrysomelidae. The record is from RefSeq and is a predicted model, not a curated record. Gene Ontology annotation, biological process: phosphatidylinositol phosphate biosynthetic process; protein localization to plasma membrane.